Labeo rohita (rohu) is the source of this 2048-nucleotide messenger RNA. RefSeq names its product ovarian aromatase (gene cyp19a1a). Lineage: Eukaryota; Metazoa; Chordata; Actinopteri; Cypriniformes; Cyprinidae. Gene Ontology annotation, molecular function: heme binding; iron ion binding; oxidoreductase activity, acting on paired donors, with incorporation or reduction of molecular oxygen. The transcript has 10 exons. The coding region runs from base 353 to 1906 and encodes 517 amino acids. The record is from RefSeq and is a predicted model, not a curated record.
CUUUUGCGGAGUCAGUAGCUGACCUCUUUUUCCUCGUUUUCCAUGUGCUCCAGGCUCUCCUGGCAACCCUGGAAUUCCAUCUGUUCCAUUAUAUCCCGGCAUUCCGUCCACACCCGGCAAGCCUGGAAAUCCGUAAAAGAUGAGUUCGGGACAGCUGAGGGUUCGCGUGUCAUGAUAAUGUUGUGGAAACUGAGGUUGAAGGACACGAGGAGCGCACAAGGUUAUGCUGAGUUUUUAUUUUGACUUUUGAUUUAUCCAGAUCCAAUCCGGUGCAACCACACACAUAUAAAAGUGUAUAUCUGCAGUUCUGCUGCUUCAGUCUUGAAGAAGCUGCAAUUCUCACGCCGUUCUUAUGUCAGGUGAACUUCUCCAGCCCUGUGGAAUGAAGCCGGUGCGUCUCGGUGAGGCUGCGUUGGACCUUCUGAUCCGGGGGGCCCAUAACAGCACUGACGCUGCCCAAGACAAUGCGUGCGGAUCCCUGACCACACUACUGCUGCUUAUGCUCUGCCUGCUGCUGGCCAUCAGACACCAUCGGCCAGAGAAAGACUGUGUGCCGGGUCCUUGUUUCCUUCUGGGUCUGGGUCCUGUUCUCUCUUACUGUCGGUUCAUCUGGUCUGGGAUUGGCACUGCCAGCAACUACUACAACAGCAAAUACGGAGACAUUGUGAGGGUCUGGAUCAAUGGUGAGGAAACUCUCGUCUUGAGCAAGUCAUCGGCUGUGUAUCAUGUGUUAAGGAGAUCUCUGUACACCUCACGCUUUGGGAGCAAACUGGGUCUGCAGUGUAUCGGGAUGCACGAACAGGGCAUUAUAUUCAACUCAAAUGUGGUACUCUGGAAGAAAGUCCGCACCUUUUAUGCUAAAGCUCUGACAGGUCCAGGGCUUCAGAGAACUUUGGAGAUUUGCAUCACAUCCACAAACACACACCUGGAAGAUCUGUCUCACCUGACAGAUGCUCGAGGACAGGUGGACAUCCUCAAUUUAUUGCGGUGCAUUGUGGUGGACAUUUCCAACAGACUGUUUCUGGGAGUCCCUCUCAAUGAGCAUGAUCUGCUUCAGAAGAUUCAUAAAUAUUUUGACACCUGGCAGACAGUUUUAAUCAAACCUGAUGUGUACUUUAGACUGGACUGGCUGAACAGGAAGCACAAGAGAGAUGCUCAGGAGUUGCAGGAUGCCAUUGCGGCUCUGAUCGAGCAGAAGAGAGUUCAGCUGACACACGCAGAAAAACUCGACCAGCUCGACUUCACAGCAGAUCUGAUAUUUGCUCAGAGCCACGGGGAGCUGAGCGCUGAGAACGUCAGGCAGUGUGUGUUGGAGAUGGUGAUCGCGGCUCCGGAUACUCUCUCUAUCAGUCUGUUCUUCAUGUUGCUGUUGCUCAAACAGAAUCCGGACGUCGAGUUAAAGAUCCUGCAGGAAAUGGACACUGUCUUAGCUGGCAGGAGUCUGCAGCACUCACAUCUGUCCAGGUUACACGUUCUGGAGAGUUUUAUCAACGAGUCGCUCCGCUUUCAUCCGGUCGUGGACUUCACCAUGCGUCGGGCGCUGGACGAUGAUGUCAUCGAGGGCUACAAAGUGAAGAAAGGAACAAACAUCAUACUGAAUGUGGGUCGGAUGCACAGAUCCGAAUUCUUCCCCAAACCGAAUCAGUUCAGUCUGGACAACUUCCAGAAGAAUGUGCCGAGUCGUUUCUUCCAGCCGUUCGGAUCAGGCCCGCGGUCGUGUGUGGGGAAGCACAUCGCUAUGGUGAUGAUGAAGUCGGUUCUUGUGAUGCUGUUGUCUCGUUUCUCCGUGUGUCCUGUGAAGGGCUGUACUGUAGACAGCAUCCCACAAACCAACAACCUGUCGCAGCAGCCGGUGGAGGAGCCCGCGAGCCUCGGCGUGCAGCUCAUCCUCAGAAACGCUCUCUGAUUCACCUCGAAGACGUCUGCUCUUGUGUCAUUAUUACCAUGUAUUUAUCUACUGCUUAUAGUAGUCAGUCCUCUGGAUAUUUUUGCUUAAAUUUGUAUGUAAGUGUGAACAUAAUUGUUGUUAUAAUGUAUAAUGUGGCUUU